Molecule: messenger RNA, 3003 nt
Organism: Schistosoma turkestanicum
Lineage: Eukaryota; Metazoa; Platyhelminthes; Trematoda; Strigeidida; Schistosomatidae
Source: the annotation of a GenBank genome assembly
AUGGAGUCCGUUAGUACUCACUUACUGCAAGAUGUUCAAACUCAUAAUUUGACCGGCGGACAAGGGUUGAUCAUGAGUCAGGUGACAGACCCAGACGGUAUUUCUACACAGAUGGUGGAUAAGUGUCACCGAGUCAAGAUGUGGCAGCAAACUAAUUAUCUUUCGGAUUCUGGUAUUCAUAGUGCUGUUGGGACGCAUACUCCAAGCAUUAGUAGCAAGGUCGAGUGUGAUGACACCGAACUAGACGAUCGUUAUUUUACUCAAAAAGCUGGUCAUUUACCUCAGUGGUCAUCAUCUUUUCCACUUUCUGUCAACCCUUCAGACUCAUGCCUUUUGUCUCCUGCUACUCCUAGCACAAGUAGUAUUUUAGGUGUGGACUCCUUAAGCGAUGUUGGUGGCUCUCAUUCAGCAAGUAAUGUUGAUUUGCGAGGAAACAAACUACCAGAAAUUGAUACAGAUGAAGCUGCAGGAGCCAUACCAGAACUUGUCAAACUGAUCAAAGAUGAAGAUGACCAAGUUAUUAUCUACCAGUCAUCAAUGAUGGUUUUCCAGUUAAGCAAGUCAGAAGCAAUCGAUGCCCUCAUAAAGUCCAGAGAUAUGAUAGACUGUAUCAUAUCCGCUCUGGAUCGAACAGAAGAUCCAGAAACAGUUCGUUUUCUUGCUGGUACAUUAUAUAACAUCUCACAGAUGCAACCCGGGCUCAAGGCAAUAUUUGCGGCACAAUGUGUUCCCUGUCUUGUCAAACUUCUAAAUUCGCCGGUGGAGUCAGUUUUGUUUUAUGCCAUAACCACACUACACAAUCUUUUACUUCAUCAAGAUGGGGCAAAAGCCGUUGUAAGACAAAGUGGCUGUUUACAAAAAAUGACUGCCUUAUUGCGUAAAAAUAACAUUAAAUUUCUCACCAUAUGUACUGACUGUUUACAAAUACUGGCUUAUGGUCAUCAGGAAAGCAAACUGCAAAUUUUAUGCAGCGGAGGACCUGUGGAACUAGUUCGAAUAUUAAGGACGUAUCAGUAUGAAAAGUUACUUUGGACCACAGCUCGAGUUCUAAAAGUAUUAAGUGUAUGCGCGUCAAACAAGCCAGCUAUUAUUGUCGCUGGAGGAAUGGAUGCUUUAGCAAAGCACUUACAUAGUUCAAGUCAUCGAUUAGUAUUAAAUUGCCUUUGGGCACUCCGCAAUUUAUCCGAUGCUGCUACGAAAAUGGAUAAUCUUCAACCUCUGUUACACUCACUGGUUCGUUUAUUGGAUUGCGGUGAUAGUAGUAUGGUUACAUGCGCAGCGGGGAUCCUCUCUAAUCUCACAUGCAAUAACCACGCAAAUAAAUUUAUUGUUUUUAAGAUGGGUGGUGUAGAGGGGCUUCUGCGUGCGGUCAGUCAACCUGUUGUCAAAGAAGAUAUCCUAGAGCCAUGUAUGUGCGCUUUGCGACAUUUAACAAGUCGUCAUGAAGAAGAAGAAACAGCAAGACAUGCCUUAGUUCAUGAACUCAAUGGUUUGCCGAUUAUCGCUCGGAUUUUACAUGCGGCAACAGCUGGUAUUUGUCCUGAUCUUGGUUUAGUCUGUCAGCAUCCUCAGAACCCAGUGGUAUCGUGGAUGCUUGUUAAAGCUAUGGUCGGCCUUUUACGCAAUCUAUCUGUUACUUUGGACAGUCAUUUUGGUAUGCGUGAGUGUGGACUUGUCACUGGUUUGUUUCUACUACUUUACGCAACACAGUAUGAAAUAAUAAAGCGUUCUGUUUCUGCUACUUCUGGGUCUCAUCCUACAUUCUCAACAGUAGUGCAAAGUGUUAGACUCGAGGAAAUCGUGGAGGGGAUUUGUGGUGCACUUCAUAUGCUAGCGAAGGAUCAUGCUACUCGAUCAUAUCUAGCUCUACUAAAGGCUCCAGCUUUGAGUAUCACUCCAAGCAUUCAGUCUGGCUCUUCUGGUCUUGCGAUAUUCGUCGAACUUCUCCAUUCGCCUCAUGAAUCCAUUCAGCGUGCAGCAGCUGGCGUCCUCGCAGAGGUUUCACAAGAUCGUGAUGGCCUUGAAGCCUUAGCUACUUUACCUGGAGCAGGUUCAAGGUUCGAUGAACUAGUUCGCUCUAGAAAUGAAGCUAUCUCAACUUAUGCAUCUGCGGUAGUCAUCCGAUUAGCUGAAGAACGCAGAGGCUUAGGCAGCAACCCGUACAUUUUCCCAUCUCAUAUAGAAUCUCUAAAUACUCCACCUUUACCUAUGGAUACAGGAGAAAUUUAUCAUAUACCUCCUGUUCAUCAUCCGGGGGGUAAUUCGCAUUCUGAGAUGCCUUCGUUACCCCACCAUGGGAGUUGGAACCAUGGUUCAUUACAAGCUCAUCCUCAGGAACCUGGAAACACGUGUAGUAGCUCCUCUAAUUCAUUAAUGGAGAUGCUCGGACCAUUUCCACCUGGUUGCAAAGGUUCUGUAUGCAAUGAUUGUUGCUCUUACUGGGGUGAUUGUGAUCCUCCUGGAAAUUGUUCUGAUCCAAAUUGUAUUUAUAACAGUAAUAAUAAUAACAAUACUAAUCAACCAGCUGGAACUUAUUCUGAAUUACAACCAGUAAAAUUAUACCACCACAAUAUUCGCCCAUCAAGUCGUACUGGGUUUGUGGAUUGUGGCAAUACAUAUCCUGUAGGAUCAACAUUUGUCUCAUCAUCUGUUCAAAAUAUUGACAAUACUCACCAGUUACAAGGAUCUAAUCCUGUAUUACAAACUGGAAUGAAUAUGGCACCACGUAGAUCGUGUGUUGGAAGUAUCAGUUCAAGUGGUUAUUUAAGUCCUGGUGGUGAUAUGUUUUUAAAUCCUUCACCUUCAGACUACAAAUCAUUUCAUGAAGAUAAUCAAGGUAUUUUAAGGUCAUCAUCACUUUUAGAUCAACAAUCACAUGGUGUUUCAAACAGUUCAUCUGUAAUACCAUCACAAAAUAUUAGUGCUGGUUAUCUUAGUCCUGAUUUAAUGGUUUUAGAAGAAACUAAUCCUGAUUGGUUUGGUGGAGGUCAUGGAGUAAUGUGA